Messenger RNA from Cottoperca gobio, 1883 nucleotides. It is a transcript of the gene eeig2b, whose product is annotated as family with sequence similarity 102 member Bb. The record is from RefSeq and is a predicted model, not a curated record. The coding region runs from base 105 to 1241 and encodes 378 amino acids. The transcript is spliced from 11 exons. NCBI's taxonomy places the organism in Eukaryota, Metazoa, Chordata, Actinopteri, Perciformes, Bovichtidae.
UUCACCAUCCUCCCACAGCACAACACUGUACUACAACACAAUGGGGCUGUAAUGUCAGCGGCGGGCGAGAUUAGAGCAUCUUCUCAAGAGUACUGAAUCUGUGUAUGGAUUUAAUGAUGAUGAAAAAGAAGAAAUUCAAGUUCAAGGUGGAUUUUGAACUUGACGAGCUCUCGUCGGUCCCCUUUGUCAACGGUGUCCUCUUUUGUAAAGUCAGGCUGCUGGACGGCGGGUUCUCGGAGGAGUCUUCUCGGGAGCCGGUGCAGGCCAACAGUGUUCGAUGGAGGAAACGGUUUUCUUUCCCCUGCAAGAUGAGUGCCAAUGCAGGGACGGGUGUACUGGACCCGUGUGUGUGCCGUGUGUCCGUCAGAAAGGAGCUGAAAGGUGGAAAGGCAUUUGCAAAGCUUGGUUUUGCAGAUCUGAAUUUAGCAGAGUUUGCCGGCUCAGGGAAUACAACCCGCAGAUGUCUGCUGGAAGGCUACGAUACCAAAAAUACUCGGCAGGAUAACUCCAUUCUCAAGGUCAUCAUCAGUACACAGCUCAUGUCCGGGGAUCCCUGUUUUAAAACGCCCCCCUCCACAGCCACAGUGAUCGGGAUCCAGGGUGAUGGAGAGAGCCUGCUGGAGGAGAGGAGAGGAGGAGACUCACAGAAAGGAUGUUCUGCAGAGAGUCGAGAAGGGAAGUGCCCUGUUGUUUCUGAUGAGCUUGGGGGCUGUGGCCACUCCCGAACGUCCAGCUACGCCAGCCAACAGUCCAAACUCUCAGGAUACAGCACCGGUCACUCCCGCUCCUCCAGCAUGUCAGAGUUCAGCCACCGGAGAAACCAUUCAGUGGGCAGCGCCUCGACGGGCAUCGGCAGCAUCCCAGAGCCCAGCGAGGACCGAGAGUCCAGACCCUGUCCUGCUCUACCUGAACACCCAGUCGCUACCACCACCACUAGCAACCCGCCGGGUACACCGGUACGGAGCGCCUCGUCCUGUGAACGACUCAACAGACACCCUGUGAAGCAGGACUCCAUGGAGUCUCAGCUGAAGAGAAUGGACGACACGCGGGUGGAUGCUGACGAUGUUGUGGAAAAGAUUCUCCAGAGUCAAGACUUCACACCCAGCCUACUGGACUCCAGUGCUGAAGAGGAAGGCUUGCGUCUGUUUGUUGGCCCUGGGGGAAGCACAGCCCUGGGAAGCCAUCACCUCCCUACCAGGGUUGGUGCCGGAGCGUACGAGCAGGUGGUGAUAAAGCGUUAGACCUGCAGCCUCAGACUGGAGGCAAGGCUGUGUCAAUUUCAAUCUGCAUUCCUACAGCACACACACGUGACCUGAUCACUCUGAACGGUUGCCAUUACAACAGUACCCUCCUGUGUUCAUAUCUCCUUAAUGAUAUCGUAGCUCCCUGAUUCUUAAGAGCGAGAAGUAAAAGAGAUGAAAAAUUAAACAUUUGCCAUAUUGUUCGAAACAUUAACAUGUAACUGAAACUGUCCACGCCUCAUGUUCUGGGUGUAGAUUAGCCUCAUCUUUGAGGUCAAACUUUAAAUCACCCAGCAUCCAAACCCAACUUAAACUGUUAGGAACUGGAAGACAACGGGACAGGCUGUGUGUGCGUCAUCAGAACAAACUGAAAUCUACACUGAAGAGGAGUAUGCAAUGCGCUUUCAAUACAUUCCUUUAGUCUCUCAGUGUUUGUUUUGGACUUCCUUUUUAAGUAGGAUGUUCUUUUUAAUAUUCACCUACAAGCUGCUAAAAAGUUCUAGUUGUUGGCACUCUGACAACCGUUGGUGUUUUGAAGUUGAGAAUAUUUUACUACAAAGACGAGGCAUCAGACUUGAGCUAUUUGACGUGUGUGUGUGUGUGUGUGUGUGUGUGUGUGUGUGUGUGUGUGUGUGUGUGUGU